Dioscorea cayenensis subsp. rotundata (Guinea yam) is the source of this 1487-nucleotide messenger RNA. Its product is annotated as O-acyltransferase WSD1-like. The record is from RefSeq and is a predicted model, not a curated record. Gene Ontology annotation, biological process: triglyceride biosynthetic process. Gene Ontology annotation, cellular component: plasma membrane. Gene Ontology annotation, molecular function: long-chain-alcohol O-fatty-acyltransferase activity; diacylglycerol O-acyltransferase activity. The transcript has 5 exons. The coding region runs from base 18 to 1433 and encodes 471 amino acids. Lineage: Eukaryota; Viridiplantae; Streptophyta; Magnoliopsida; Dioscoreales; Dioscoreaceae.
AGAAGAAAGAAUAGAAGAUGGAAGAAGAGGAGCCUGUAAGUCCAACAGGGCAAUACUUGAGUAGCUCAGUGCUCAAUGUUACAGUUCUUGUUGUCUUUGAGACUUCAAUCCCUAUUGAUGAUUCCCAAGCCAUUGCAGCUCUGCAAUCCAUCUUCUUACCUAUCAACCCUCGUUUCUCUUCCAUCAUGGUAAGAGAUGAGCAUGGAGUUCAAAAAUGGAGGAAAGUUCAAGUGAAGUUAGAAGAGCAUCUUAAAGUGCCAGUGUUCCCACAAGGAUUGGAACAGUAUGAUGAAUUCUUGCAAGAUUACAUAACAAAAAUAUCAAUGGAACCCUUGCCCUUCAGCAAGCCAUUGUGGGACGUGAGUGUCAUAAAGUACCCUACAAGCACUGCAGCAGGGACCUUCGUCUUUAGGCUUCACCAUGCUUUAGGUGAUGGUUAUUCUCUUAUGGCUGCAUUGUUUUCAUGCCUUAAAAGAGUUGAUGAUCCUUCACUUCCUCUCACUUUCCCUUCUUCUAAGCCAAGAAGAAGAUGGGAUUCAUUCCUUGGGUUUGCUCAAGAGCUAUCCUAUGCUUGUGUGAACACCAUUAGAGACUUUGGUUGGAGCUUGAUGAAGAGCAGUGUGAUUGAGGACAGUGUAUCAGCGAUCAGGUCUGGUGUGCCAUUUGUUGAAUCCAGGCCUAUCAACUUGUCUUAUUUUGAACUCUCUCUUGAUGAUAUCAAAACAAUCAAGAAAAAUGUCAAUGGGACCAUAAACGAUGUAUUAGUAGGAAUAAUAUUUUAUGGGAUCAACUUAUAUAUGGAAGAAGUGAGUCCAUGCCAUAAUGCAUGCAAAAUGACUGCUUUAGUGUUGCUUAACACAAGAGCUAUUAGAAGCUACAAGAGUGUGGAGGAAAUGAGAAACCCUAAUUCCAAGGCUAAAUGGGGAAAUUAUUUUGCCUUUCUUCACAUUCCUAUGCCCAAGUGUGAUAAAAAGAGCAAAGGUGACACAGUUGACCCACUUGAUUUUGUGUUGAGAGCUAAGAAGAUCAUCGAAUUGAAAAGGUCCUCUUUUGGGGUUUAUUUAUCCGGUGCCCUUUUGGAGAUGGUCAGGAAAUUGACAGGCCCUGAGGUAGCUUCUCGUUGCAUGCUGAAAACAUUAACAAACUCAAGCAUAGCAAUUUCAAAUAUGAUUGGACCUAUGGAGCAAGUUGAAAUUAUUGGUCAUCCUGUUUCUGGCUUUCAUUUUAUGAUGGUACGUGCCCCUCAGAGCUUGACGAUGACAAUAGUGAGCUAUAUGCAAAAGGUGAGAGUGGCCGUGGGUGCUGAGAAGGGUUUCAUUGAUUCCCCACUUCUUGUUUCAUGCAUGAAGAAAUCAUUUGAAUCAAUUUAUGAAGCUUCGGUUGUUGAUAAAGAAAACCAAUUUUAUUCACAGGAGCAUGAAAAGGAAAUAUAAUAAUUGCAUCCAAGCAGUGGUGUGUACUCUUGUAUUGUGAACUGAUCGAGAUGU